AUGGGUCAGACCUUGUCGGAGCCCGUGGUUGAGAAGGUGUCGGCCGAAGGUGGAGAUGACUGCUGUUUGUACGGCGUGUCGGCCAUGCAGGGCUGGCGUAUCAGCAUGGAAGACGCUCACGCAGCCGUACUGGACCUUCAAGCAAAGUACACCGGUAGCGACAACGGUAAACCGACAGAUCCGGAUCAGCGUCUAGCCUUCUUUGGUGUAUACGACGGCCACGGUGGCGACAAGGUUGCUCUGUUCACAGGCGAGAACCUGCACAAGAUCGUCUCCAGGCAGGAAUCUUUCGCCCGAGGAGACAUUGAACAGGCUCUCAAGGACGGCUUCCUAGCUACCGACCGGGCUAUUUUGGAAGACCCAAGAUACGAAGAGGAAGUGUCUGGAUGCACUGCCUCAACAGCAAUUAUCUCCAAGCGCAAGAUCUGGGUGGCGAACGCCGGUGAUUCCCGAUCAGUCCUUGGUGUUAAGGGCCGUGCGAAGCCGCUGUCUUUUGAUCACAAGCCCCAGAACGAGGGCGAGAAGGCUCGUAUUAGCGCUGCGGGCGGUUUCGUUGACUUCGGCCGUGUCAACGGUAACCUCGCUCUGUCCCGCGCCAUCGGUGACUUUGAAUUCAAGAAGAGCCCUGAGCUGUCGCCCGAGCAACAGAUUGUCACCGCCUACCCCGAUGUGACGGUGCACGAACUUACCGAUGACGACGAGUUCCUCGUUAUUGCUUGUGACGGUAUCUGGGACUGUCAAUCCUCCCAAGCCGUGGUGGAGUUCGUCCGAAGGGGUAUCGCCGCCAAGCAGGACCUUUAUCAGAUUUGUGAGAACAUGAUGGACAACUGCCUGGCUUCCAACAGUGAGACUGGUGGUGUGGGCUGUGACAACAUGACCAUGACCAUCGUCGGCCUUCUCAACGGCAAGACCAAAGAAGAAUGGUACAACCUGAUUGCGGAACGGGUUGCGAACGGAGACGGACCCUCCGAGUUCCGCGGCCCCGGGAUCCGGAACCAGUUUGAGGACAACCCCGAUGACUACGAUUUGGAGAUGGAGCGCUCGCGAGCUUUCAGCACGCGCUCAGGCCGAAUUAUCCUGCUUGGCGAUGGCACCGAGGUCAUCCCCGACCAGAAUGAGGAGGAGCUUUUCGAUCAGACCGAAGACCACCAGGUGCAACCGACCGAUUCUGCCCGCAUCUCUCGCGAGGAUACACCUGGCCCCCAGAGCAAGCAAGAGGGCACUUCCGCUCAAAUAUCCGAGUCCCCAGCCUCGACCGACGACAAAGACAAGGCGACAUCCUCGUAG
This is a messenger RNA of Penicillium maclennaniae, 1287 nucleotides long. Its product is annotated as PP2C family serine/threonine-protein phosphatase. Gene Ontology annotation, molecular function: protein serine/threonine phosphatase activity; cation binding. Gene Ontology annotation, biological process: protein dephosphorylation. The record is from RefSeq and is a predicted model, not a curated record. The transcript has 7 exons. NCBI's taxonomy places the organism in Eukaryota, Fungi, Ascomycota, Eurotiomycetes, Eurotiales, Aspergillaceae. The coding region runs from base 1 to 1287 and encodes 428 amino acids.